AUGGAUACCAGUGUGGUGGGAAUGUCUGGGCACAGCCACGCCGAGCUCAUGCAAAACCAACACUGCCGGUCGGGGUUCCAUUCCCGCGAUCUCUCCGCCGUUUUCCCGAGGCCUCCCCUUGUCUCGUCCAUGGCUUCCGUACUGGAGAGCGGCGAGCACCACCAGCCCCGCCAUCCUGGCAUGGAGCACACCCUUUCCGCGCUGGGGUACGCCGGGGAGCCCCCUACCGGCUGCGGAAGCACGUACACCACGCUGAGCCCCCUCCAGCCCCUCCAGGACAAGUUUCACCACCAUCAACACCCGGCCCACCACCCGUGCCUGCCGGUCGGCAACGUGGUCGGCAGCUUCACCCUCAUGAGGGAAGACCGCGGACUGGGGGCCGGCUUCUACAACCCGUACGCCAAAGAUCUGAGCCAAAGCCUUUCCCCGCUGCCCAACGGUGGCUUGGCGGCCAUGCAUGGGUACGCCCACCUAGGCACCGCCAACAGGCAGAUCUCCUGCAACGGCUACGAGGGUCAUGCCCAUGCUCAUAUCGGGGGCGGGAGCAAUUUCUCCCGGGAAAUGUCGCCUCCGGUACCAGGCUCCGGAAUGGGGGCGUGUCUGAACAGGAUGGACAGCCCCCAAGGGCACAGCCAGCGGCACCCGUACGGCCACGGCGCACAGCGCCACGAACAGCGACGCCCCGACGCAGGAGGAGCUGGAGCCGACGUUCAUUCCGUCUCUGUCUGCAUUGCCGCUGGCGGGGUGUCGCCGCUCGCCCAGGGAGCCGGCGUAGAGGAAAUCAACACGAAGGAGGUGGCGCAGAGAAUCAUCAACGAACUCAAGCGAUACAGCAUCCCGCAGGCUAUCUUCGCAGAGAGGGUCCUCUGCCGGUCGCAGGGAACCCUCUCCGAUCUCCUGAGGAACCCCAAGCCAUGGGGAAAGCUCAAGUCCGGCCGGGAGACUUUCAAGAGGAUGUCCAAGUGGCUCCAGGAGCCGGAAUUCCAGAGAAUGGCGUCCCUGAGGCUUGAAGCGUGCAAGCGCAAGGAACAGGAACAGGGCAAGCUGGACCGGAACCAGGGACCCAAGAAACACCGACUGGUCUUCACGGACCUCCAGCGCCGCACCCUGCUGGCCAUCUUCAGAGAGAACCACCGGCCACCGAAAGACCUCCAGAUCACUAUCGCCCAGCAGCUGGGACUGGAGCUGACCACGGUCAGCAACUUCUUCAUGAACGCGCGCAGGCGCAGCCUGGAUAAGUGGCAAGACGAGGCGCGGCCGUCUUCGACCGGCUCCACCGGCUCUUCGGUCUCCUCCGCAGUCAAAGCGUGAGGGGCACGCCGCAGGUGUUGCAUCCGGAGCAGCGCAGAGCGGAGCCGAGAUCGCUGGAGGCGUCCAGCUACCCUCCCACCACGUGAUCCAAAAUCGGUACAAACUUAACUGAGCAAUCUGUUCUUUUUUUUUUUUUUGCUUGUUUUGUUUUAUGGGCUGAUGUCUCCUGGAUUCCUUUUCUGGUGCAAUAGCAUUUAAAAUAGUUAUUAUGUACUAUUCGAUUGAUUUAUUGGUACACCCCGUCUAUCAGAGAUCCGGACUCCUCUGCGUUGUUCUCGAUCCGUCCCGACUGGAAUUUAUUUUCAUGUUGGGAUCACUUUGCAGUCGCUGGCUACCAGAACACUUCAGCCGCUAAUAAUACGCACCUCAAAUCCCUUGAAAAAGUAGAUAACAUACGUUCACAAGCUUGGUAGCGUCUGCUCCCUAUAGACACAGUGUCUAUAACACAGCACACAUAAGCUAAAAAAAAAUGCUUUCUUUACUGUAUAACUGAAAUAGUGGCUGGGUUGCUUUUGGACUCAUUUCACAAAAGGUGUCCCCGAAGCCAGAUCCCGAAAAGCCGUGGAGGACCAUACCGAAAGGGUGGUCUUUUAGAGCGACGGAUGGAGACUUUAACACUGGGCUGUUCAAUGCUGGGACGGCAGCCGCGGUAAAAGGAGAGAGUCGUGUGACACUGGAGUGGCUGGACGAGGAGCUGGUCAGCACCACUGCUCAGGCAUCAUUUCCCUUCUCUGUUAUAAUCCUUAAUACUGCGCAAUGCAGUUUCAAGAUGUGUUGAUUCAGAGGUAUUGAUGGUUUUCUCUUAGUACUGAAAGCCUGGAGGCUAUUGUGUGCAUUACAAGCAAUCCAACACAACUACAACAAGCUAGUU
Molecule: messenger RNA, 2182 nt
Organism: Polyodon spathula (Mississippi paddlefish)
Lineage: Eukaryota; Metazoa; Chordata; Actinopteri; Acipenseriformes; Polyodontidae
Gene: onecutl
Product: one cut domain, family member, like
Exons: 2
Coding region: 1-1311 (436 amino acids)
Biological process (GO): regulation of transcription by RNA polymerase II
Cellular component (GO): nucleus
Molecular function (GO): DNA-binding transcription factor activity, RNA polymerase II-specific; RNA polymerase II cis-regulatory region sequence-specific DNA binding
Source: RefSeq, a predicted model, not a curated record